GUUGCCCUCUGCUCCCCAUACUCCCGAGUACUUGUUGGAUGCACUCCCCCAGAUAUUCCCUCACCGUGUUACUGCUUGACACUUGAUAGAACUUCGUUGCUUUCUAGACAAAGAACGGUCUGGCGCGCCCUUCUCUCAGCUAGAUCCUGUGGCGCCUUAUCCCUUCCGUUUGACCUGUUAUCGUCCUCCCGCGACCAUCCCACCCUUCACAAAACUAUCGACUCUCUCUUGUCUACCACCACCACUCACCUCCCACCCCACCUCCCACGUUUUCGACAGCCUCAAUUCAAAAGGCCCAUCUGGUUGCCUUGCGAUCUUUCAGAUCACGCAUUACCUAUCAGAGGUCUCUCUGCCUGCGCCUCUGAGAUCACCCUCGGUACCGAAACCGUGGUUGGACUGUUCCGCGAGCCACCACGGGUCUUGUCAUCAGCCGCAAUCCAAGUCUGUUGUUGAUACCGACAUUAAGCGCAACCACGAUCUCCUUUCUCAACUCUGUGGCGCAGAGACACCGUUGGGGCUAUUGGACAACCCUUCCACACGCUUAAAAUACUUAAUCGUCCUUGAGCAAAGCGUUUCCGGGGCUCUUCUCCUCUGCUCUACUUCCAAAACCACAACCCGCCCACUUUCUACUGUUCCAAGACGUACGCAGAAUUCAGUGUGAUUCCAACUUUUCCAAUGACAACCAACUCCACGACUCAGCCAUACGCGAUCCCGGACUAUAUGAGCCAACAACCCUCCCCAGCUAGUUCGACCUCACCCACGUCCCCUCGCAUGCACGACUACAUUCAACAGCAUGCUCCCAACCCGUACAAGCAGCUCCGGCCGCUCAAGUCUCCUCUCUACGUUCCUGCUGCUCUGCGGCCAACCGAACAUUUCUGCAGCCCUUCUCCUAUGACCCCGCCAAAGAGCCUGCAUGGAUCAUUGGACAGUCUGCAGGAAGACGAAGGUCCGACAGCGAGCCCGGACCAUCAAGAUGAGUUGGGCCUGGACGCCUUUGACCCUGAUUGGGUUCAGGAGGAGGAACUGGGUGAGGUUACGGGCCCGCCAACCAGGGAACAUUGGAAGCCCGACGAAGCUUCACCGACUUGUGACUCGCCACAGUGUCGAUCUUCAUUCAGUCUGUUUGUCCGCAAGCACCAUUGUCGCCACUGCGGUCAUAUCUUCUGCUCCUCACACACCCCCUUCACGAUCCCCCUCGACCAGUACGCUCAAUUCCACCCGGACGGCGUCCCCUCGAGAGCAUGUGAGGUAUGCCACCGGCAGUAUCAACGCUGGGAUACGGCCAGGUCCAUCCGCCGCAAAAACAGCCAGAACAGCAAGGACGACGGCAGCAACAACGAGAGCGGCCCUCCCACGCCUCUCGCGGGACCGACGGGCCACCGAAGGAUGAUUUCCAACGGCAUUCGUACGGGCAAACCGGUCGCGGAAGUCGCUAACAGCGUGCCCAAAGAUUGGGCGUGGAGCACUUUCUGAGCGAAUUUCCCUCCCACCAUUGGGGACUCCAGCGGAGUACUCCACCGAUCUCAGGCACGUGAGUCGGGGUCCACCGCACACCCUCCCGGAAGCCUUUCCUUUGCAGGGAACCCAACCCGCGAGGCUGGAACCUCGGGAACCUUCGUCGCAUCCUGGACGCGCCGUCGCCGUUGACUCAGCUCCGACAAUCAGAGCUAAUUGUGGCGCACUCGGUCGGUUAUCUACGGGUGUAACUAGUCCGUCCUUGAUCUGCCUGUCAGGCUGAAGGAGUGUCGCCUCAGAAGGCUGUUAUGCCCUCCCAGUCACGAGGGUGAGUCUUUGUAUAUGUCAGACUUGAGUCGGCCCAUCAUAUGAUCGGAAAAAAGACCUUGGACGCGUCGACUGCCAGGCGAAGUGACAGAAGUCAACCUUGGUGCCACAAGGGCAAGCCAACAAGAACUUGGGACCAGGCGAUGCACCAUAUGCCUACAAGUACGGCGAAGCGGUGUGGUUACACCGCGCUAGAACCAAGGGGAUUCGGCACAAGAGACGGAGAAUACCCCGGAGAGCAAAGGGAGAAACGUCUGACAUGUGGUUUGUUCGUGAAUUAGUCAUGUGUGACAAGUAUUGACAGCACGCAAGCAAGCAAGCAUGCACGCAAGGAGGGGGAGAUCUCUGGUUUCCAUUUGGGGGAAUUCCACCCACUCUGGCGGGUCGAGAUUUUAGCGAGCCCAGUUUCUUGACGAUUAUGAUACCCAAUUGGCACUGAAUGCUUUCCCUUGGGACAUGCCUGUUCUUUUCUAGACUUUUUGGGGAAACUUUGAUACAGGCUUUGCUUGGCUGUAAAUCGGGUGGCUAUUUGAGGAUAUAUUUUUUCUUUUAAGACACGACGAGAUUAUCGUCUUCUGUUACAGAACUUGGGGUUUGGAGUACUUUGUAGUAUUUGAUUGCGUCUCUUAGGACACGAGAAUGAUUAUAAGCCUGUUUCGGAA
Cladophialophora immunda is the source of this 2444-nucleotide messenger RNA. RefSeq lists its product as uncharacterized. The coding region runs from base 676 to 1473 and encodes 265 amino acids. The record is from RefSeq and is a predicted model, not a curated record. Lineage: Eukaryota; Fungi; Ascomycota; Eurotiomycetes; Chaetothyriales; Herpotrichiellaceae. Gene Ontology annotation, molecular function: metal ion binding. The transcript has 2 exons.